AUGGUGAGUGGCUAUAUAUUAUUGGUGGAAUUCCUUCAAAGACGUCAUUCUUGAACGAAACGUGAAACCAAGAAAAAAUGAAUUUUCUGGUCUUUCCUCUCCUUUCUUUUGCAGACAGCGUGUAUUACAUCAGCAGUUCUUAUGCAGUAUUUCCUGAUGGCCGCUUUCUGUUGGAUGCCGGGAGAGGGAAUUUAUCUUUACCUUCUUGUUGUGAAAGUUUAUAACAUCAGCGACAAGAUGUAUAUUUAUCACGUCAUGUCAUGGGGUAUGUUAGUUGUACAAUUGUAUUUAUUAUGCAGUUGAGAAUUAUUUUGUUAACGAACUGUAUCAUUUGGAUCGCUAUAUGAUUCUAAUUUGUGAUAGGUUUGCCCGUCAUCGUGGUGGCCAUUUCAUUAAGCAUAGCAGCUGGAGCAGCAGAUGGGAUACAGAGCUACAUCAGUGAUGACUAGUGAGAUGGAAUUUUAAAGUUUCUUUUUCUCCCCUCGACCCUUUUGUAUACUUUUUUUUGUUGAGAUUUUGACUUGAUUUCAUCUUUUCUUUCCCCUCUUCAUUAUCAUAGUGAGUCUGCCCUCUAUUUUCUUUGAUUUUCAUAACCUUUUAUCCUUUUAGGCCAGCUUCUGACAUAUAUAUUUUUUGUUAUAGAACUGUUGCUGUUCAUCGUUGUUUUACAAUAAACGUUUUAUAAGUGAACGUUUAAUAGUUUGUCGCACGAUGUACGAGUCAAGCUACUCAAUCGUGUAUCGAUCGCGAAAUCGAGAUCAAUAGACGAUUUAUCAACUUGACUCUUACAUUGUGAGAAAAACUAUUAAAUGUUUAUUUACGUAUGGUUAUUUUCAUAGUAUGGAUGUUACUCUCUGUCUUCCCUGUCAGGAAGAUUGGGAAACUGAAAUCCACCAGUAUUUAAAAUUUUUUGCGCUCUUUUUUGAUGUUUUUUUUCCUUUUCCUUCUUAGUUGUUGGAUGUCCUCAACUAACAAUCUGAUCUGGAUAUUCGUCACAUUUUUGGUUAUCGUUGAAGUUGUAAGUUUCAGAUUUGAACCAAUAUUUUUUCUUUUGACGUUGUCAUUUGCGAUUCUGGUUUGAGACAUAAUAUAUGUAACAGCCCUACCUCAAUAGAACAGUGUUUUCAUCUCUCCUCUUUCAGAUCAACAUUUUGAUUCUCACUCGAGUCAUAAGGGAGAUGACCAAAAUGCAGCCAAGAGGAGGAAAGUAA
Molecule: messenger RNA, 1211 nt
Organism: Pocillopora meandrina
Lineage: Eukaryota; Metazoa; Cnidaria; Anthozoa; Scleractinia; Pocilloporidae
Source: the annotation of a GenBank genome assembly